This is a messenger RNA of Colletotrichum chrysophilum, 426 nucleotides long. RefSeq lists its product as uncharacterized. The transcript is spliced from 2 exons. Bases 1 to 426 code for a protein of 141 amino acids. The record is from RefSeq and is a predicted model, not a curated record. Gene Ontology annotation, molecular function: peroxidase activity. NCBI's taxonomy places the organism in Eukaryota, Fungi, Ascomycota, Sordariomycetes, Glomerellales, Glomerellaceae.
AUGUCCCGCCGCGACGAGUACUUCGAUCCAACGAACCCAUUCGAUGCGGGAACAUUCAACCAAUUUAUCUCCUACUUUGGAAACGCCCAAACCUUCGACGUUACAUCAAUAUCAAACGCUCGUGCCCGACACAUUCAGCAGAUGAGCUUGCUCAAUCCGACAAUGAACGUUACGGAGGCGAGGGAAGGAACAUCGGCCGGAGAAUGCGCCUUCAUGCUGGCUGUUUGGGGAAGCCCGGACAACCCAGUAGCCAAGAGGUCAUACUUUGAGUAUUUCUUCCGGAACGAGAGAUUUCCAGUGGUGCUGGGCUGGUCCCCGACCGACACUGCGCUCACGGUUCCGACACUUUUGCAAAUCGCCCAGGACAUAACUGACGCUAGUCCUGCCGGUGUUCCGCUGACAUUCGCGCCGAAAGCGGCUUCUUGA